AUGCUAGAAGUUAUUACCACCAAAUCUGUCAAGGAAAAUUUCAUCUCGUUCCUAGGGAGCAGUCAAUGCAACACAACAGUAGGCCAGGACAUGGUACGACGGCUCUCCAUCAAUCCUGGUGGCGCUAAGGAGGUGAGAAGCUUUUCCAGUAAGUGCAUAGCCCAGACCCAUUCACUGACAAUUCUGGACUGCACUGAGAAACCUGUACCCAUCAAAUUUGCUGAGUUGACACUUUUGAGGGUUUUAGAUCUUGAAGGAUGUGGAUGGUUAAGUACUAACAAAGAUCUCAAGGACAUUUGCAAACAGUCUCUGCUGAGAUACCUCAGCCUUAGAAACACAGCCAUAUCCCAACUACCAAAUGCGGUAGGGAAACUUAAAGAAUUGGUGACAUUGGAUGUAAGGGAAACUUCUAUUGACGAAUUUCCCGAAGGCAUUACUCAGCUCCAAAAUCUGAAUCAUCUGCUUGUAGGCCAUUAUGAAUAUUACACAAGGACACGAAGUGUCAAGCGUUUUGGGUGGAAUGGUGGAGCGAAGGUACCACUUGGAUUAGGGAAUAUGGGUGCCCUGCAAAGAAUCUCUCAUGUAGACAUCUCUACAGAGAAAAGCUCCCGUGCAAUGCGUGAGCUGGGAAAAAUGUGUCAGUUAACCAGACUUUGUGUAAUCAACAGGAAGGAAGCAAAGUUUUGGGCACCCUUUGCUGAGUCUUUGAAACGACUUAUGAACUCUCUUCACUAUCUAAUGGUUGUGGAUGGUUCAAAGGAAGGUGGGGAGCUAGAAUUUUUAGUGCGCAUGUGGGGUACCCCUGUGUUUCUGGAGAGCCUGCAUUUGGCUGGACGGCUAAGUAGGCUGCCCGAGUGGUUUAAUUGUCUUGACAAGUUGGCCAGUCUGUCGCUUCGAGAGACUCACCACUUGAUGGAGGAUUCCUUUGAGGUUCUAGGGAACCUCCCGAGUCUUGUUUCUCUCAAGCUAUACAUCAAGGGAUAUGCGGGGAGUGCCUUAUGUUUUGAAGAGGACAUGUUUCCCAGGCUGAAGCAAUUGGUCGUGGAUAAUCUGGAAAAUCUCGAGGAGCUCAGCUUCCGUGGGGGUGCACCUAAUCUUGAGAGGCUCACAUUGGCUUUCCUGAGGGUGCCCAGUAAAGGCAUUCAUGGCAUUGGAAAAGAAAAGCUGCCGCAGCUAAGGGAAGUUGAAUUCUUUGGUGGUGUUAUAGAUUCUAUAUUUGCUCAGGUGUUUGAGGCGGCCUAA
Molecule: messenger RNA, 1242 nt
Organism: Triticum turgidum subsp. durum (durum wheat)
Lineage: Eukaryota; Viridiplantae; Streptophyta; Magnoliopsida; Poales; Poaceae
Source: the annotation of a GenBank genome assembly